GACGCGGCUGGUCGGCAAUAUUGAUUUGAUAACAAAUUCAGGGCACAAGUCGGUAACACAAUGUUAUACCGGCUGUAUUUCGCAUUUCGCAUUUCGCGUUUCGCAUCUUGCCCUGCACUUGCGCUGUACUUAAUUUGCAUUUCUUUUUAUGGUGAAAGCAUUCGUUCUCCUGUCUUAAAAUUGAGUUCUCGCGAUUGCAAUUCUUUCCUCCCUUGCCUUUUAUCGAGUCACUAGUUUGAGUGCUUGCUUGGGUGUAACCUCGCAUCUCUAUCAACCCAAUCGCCCUCGGUUUCAUUCACUAGCCACCAUGUCCGCAGAAAUUCAAAAGGAUAGAGAUGUCAUAUUUGCAAGCCGAGAGUCUGGCGGCGUCGCCUCGAUCGAUCAGGAUGUUGAGAAAGAGGACUUCGAAGAUGAAGUUCCUGGUCAGGUCGCAAAAAAAUGGCGUGGAACCCGAGCAGAUCAACAGGAUAUGGCAGCAUUAGGGAAGAAACAGGUUUUGCGCGUAUGUUCCUCCCAAUAAUAAGAAAGUAGGAAUAAUGACUGACGGAAUGAUAUGCAGCGAAAUUUCAAAUUUAUAACUAUGUUGGGAUUCGCGAGUACUGCCAUGGCGUCUUGGGAGCUCUUACUACCCCUCUUUACGUUCGUCAUGGUAGAUGGAGGAACGGCCGAUCUUUUCUGGGGGUUUAUUGUUGCUGCUUGCGGCAUGUCGUUGGUCUAUGCUAGUAUUGCUGAAAUGGCCUCGAUGUGCGUACCAUUUUCUUAAAUUCUGGCCUUAGUCCCCCCACAUUCUGAUAACUAACGUGCGGAGAAUGACAGAUCUCCGACAGCAGGUGGUCAGUACCACUGGGUCUCAGAAUUUGCCCCUCCAAAAGUCCAGAAGCUCCUUAGUUAUAUCGUAGGGUGGCUCUCCGCCAUUGGAUGGCAAGUAUAUCUCGCAGGUGUAUGCUUCAUGAUCGGUGGCAUUCUUCAAGGUCUUAUAGCACUCAACAAAGCCGACUAUGUCUAUGAGCCAUUCCAUGCAACAUUGCUCGCUAUUGGUGUUGUAACCUUCUCAGUUGUGUUCAACACUUCACUGGCCGAACGUUUACCAUUAAUUGAGGGUAUCAUUUUGAUUCUUCAUUUGAUUGGCUUUUUCGUUAUCAUAAUUCCACUUUGGGUCAUGGCACCACGUGCCGAUGCAUCUACCGUUCUCAUGAACUUCAGCAAUGAUGGCGGAUGGUCUUCAAAGGGGCUAGCAGCCAUGAUUGGACUAACGAGUCCAAUGAGUGUGUUGAUUGGUUAUGAUUGCUCCGUGCAUCUAGGUAUGUUUCACCACAGAAGGAUGUUACAUUAAUAGGAUACUAAUAUUCACGUGUGAAGCUGAGGAAAUUCAGGACGCAUCCUGGGUGGUUCCAAGAGCCAUAAUGUGGUCGGUGGGCCCCAACGCUACUAUGGGAUUCCUUAUGGCAGUGACUUUAAUCUUCACCCUAGGAGAUCUCGAGGCCGUUCUGGAUACUGUGACUGGUCAGCCUUUCAUGCAAGUAUUCUACAAUGCAACCCAAAGCUACGCGGCCACAAACGUUAUGUGCAUUGUUGUGGUCAUCCUCCUACUUUCCUGCUGUAUCAGUGAAGUUGCCGCCGCAUCACGACAGAUUUGGUCAUUUGCUCGAGAUGGAGGUCUACCAGGCUCGAACUGGUUGUCGCAGGUAUCGCCCGGGUGGAAUAUCCCGCUUCGCAGUGUCUGCGUCUCUAUUGCCGUCUCGUCUCUCCUUUCUCUCAUCAACCUAGGAUCUUCCGUGGCACUCAAUGCCAUCAACUCGCUUGGCGGUGUUUCAAUUCUGUGCUCUUAUUACAUCACCAUCAGCUGUCUGAUAUGGCGCCGUAUGCAGGGCCCACUCCCUUCACAUCGGUGGUCCCUCGGCAAAUACGGCAUGGCUAUCAACAUUGCCUCUUUGUGUUUCCUAACACCCAUUACAUUUUUCUCGUUUUGGCCUCUCCAGACACCCGUUACCGCCCAGAACAUGAACUGGUCGAGUGUGAUGUUUGUAGCGACACUGUCUGUAGCCUUGAUUUAUUAUUAUUUUAAGGCAAGGCAUGUGUACACCGCACCUGCGCUUGCGAUUAAGAGAAGGGAAUGAUGAAACAAAACCAGGCGCUCUUGCAUUUUAGCAAUGAGAUAUUUUACUACUGUAUAUAGUCGUUUUCAUUUGACGGAAAUAAAAUUUACCGAUUUUUAAAUUUCAACAUAAUUUUCGCACGCUUAUAUUGACUUGCAACGUCAUUCACCCAAAUACUCAAAAACUCGCCCUUAGGUAUAGCCUAUUUCAUUGUUUACGUUGAAGAUCGUACUUCUCCACCGUAAUUUUUCAUCUCGCUCAUGACAUGCAGCAGCACAGUUGUUCAAACAAAAUAUUCAAGCUCCGAGAAAUAUGUCACCACGUUAAC
Sclerotinia trifoliorum is the source of this 2424-nucleotide messenger RNA. NCBI's taxonomy places the organism in Eukaryota, Fungi, Ascomycota, Leotiomycetes, Helotiales, Sclerotiniaceae. The record is from the annotation of a GenBank genome assembly.